Aspergillus aculeatinus CBS 121060 is the source of this 627-nucleotide messenger RNA. RefSeq lists its product as uncharacterized. Bases 1 to 627 code for a protein of 208 amino acids. Lineage: Eukaryota; Fungi; Ascomycota; Eurotiomycetes; Eurotiales; Aspergillaceae. Gene Ontology annotation, molecular function: acyltransferase activity, transferring groups other than amino-acyl groups. The record is from RefSeq and is a predicted model, not a curated record. The transcript is spliced from 2 exons.
AUGCCAGACUCCACCACAACCAUCACCCUUACCCCAAUCAACCUCCACGAGCCGACCGAAUACGCCGCCCUCCAACACCAGCGCACAAUCUGCGGCUGGGACCAAACCGACGAAGCCCUCCUCGCCUGGCGCGCCAAACAAGACGCGGGCCUCAAAUCCUUCUUCUGGAUCGACAUCGUCCCCCCUUCCAACACUGCGGUGGCGCCAAUCCACGCAGGCCACAUCUCCCUCGACGCCUACGCCCACCCGCCGGACCCGGACCUGGCCACCGCCGACGGCACCAACCUCACCAUCCAGUCGUUCUUCAUCCUCCCGGCGCACCGGGAGGGCGGGCUGGGCCGGCGCGCGAUGGCGCUGGUCGAGGAGCGGGCGCGCCGCGACCCGCGCUGCCGGUACGUGACCCUCAACGCCGUCAGCAAAGCGUACUACGCGGACCCCGGGCGGCGGCGCUGGAUCGAGCGCAUCCGCGGCGAGGGUGGCCUGCCGGUCGCGGAGUGGUAUGAGAGGAUGGGGUAUGUGCGGUGGAAGACGGAGCCGCGGUACACGGACUGGACGCCGGAGGGGGAGGAGGUGGUUCUCGAGGCGGAUUUUAUGAGGAAGUUGGUGGGGGGCGUGGGGUUGGGGUAG